This is a messenger RNA of Cucurbita maxima (winter squash), 2970 nucleotides long. Its product is annotated as ion channel CASTOR-like. Gene Ontology annotation, biological process: monoatomic ion transport. NCBI's taxonomy places the organism in Eukaryota, Viridiplantae, Streptophyta, Magnoliopsida, Cucurbitales, Cucurbitaceae. The transcript has 13 exons. Bases 37 to 2862 code for a protein of 941 amino acids. The record is from RefSeq and is a predicted model, not a curated record.
UCUAAAAUACCCUAAUCAUUCUAAAUAAUUCCCGCUAUGUCCCUUGACUCUGAAUCAUCUCCUUCCUCGAGCAGGGACUGGUUCUUCCCUCCACAAUCCUUCGUACAGUCUUACCCCGCCAAAUCUCAAACCUACAUCCGUCGAUUUUCUGAAACUUCUCGGAUAUCGCGGCGCUAUGCCGAUCAUCAGAGGUAUCGGAAGAGUUCGUCGUGUAUUUCUGAUUCGCAUUCGUGUUCAUCGACCAGUAAUGAUGCCAAGUUUGCUCGUACUCGUCGGAGAAUUGAUUUCGAUCGCCGCAGCGACCUGUCGCUUAAACGUUCCGAAUUGGAAUUUUCUUCGAAACGGAAGUUGGAGCAGUCCGACGUCUCGAGCUCGGCGAAGAAAGUGUCUGAUACCUCGCGGUUGUUUAGGUCGUUUGACAGUACGCUGAAAGUUCGAUGGCGUUUUUUGGCUAUUGCAGCGUCGAUUUUUAUCGUGAUUUUUGCAACAUUGUUGCAUGAAAACUCAUCUUUACAGGAGCAAGUCAACGGCUUAGAGGCCCGGAUUUCUAAUCUUAACAUCAAAUUACGAGCGUGUAAUUUGUUCGACUCUGGAAGUGAAGAUGAUGUACGUUCACCGGACGAACUUGCUGAUUUUAUGGAUAAAAGAUUAAAAACUUUAGCCUUAAUCACAUCUCUUACACUUCUGUUGGCUCCUAUUAUUAUCCUCAAGUACAUUGACUCUAAAUCAAGAUCACUGGAGCACAAUUUGGAAGAAAUUUCACUCAAUAAGCAGCUUUUGUAUAAGGUGGAUGUUUUUUUCUCUGUUCACCCAUAUGCUAAGCCACUGGCAUUAUUGAUAGCAACUCUACAACUAAUUAUGCUUGGAGGUUUAGCACUAUUUGGAGUGACAGAUGAUAGCUUAGUCGAUUGUCUUUGGUUAUCUUGGACAUAUGUUGCUGAUUCUGGAAACCACGCCAACUCUGAAGGUAUUGGUCCAAGGCUAGUUUCAGUUUCCGUUAGCUUCGGUGGGAUGUUAAUAUUUGCUAUGAUGCUUGGCCUUGUAUCCGAUUCAAUAUCUGAAAGGUUCGACUCACUUAGAAAAGGAAGAAGUGAGGUUGUUGAACAAAAUCACACUUUGAUCCUUGGAUGGAGCGACAAAUUGGGGUCACUUCUGAAUCAGAUUUCUAUAGCCAAUGAGAGCUUAGGAGGAGGAACUGUUGUGGUGAUGGCUGAACGAGACAAAGAAGAGAUGGAACUUGACAUUGCUAAAAUGGAGUUUGAUUUUAAGGGAACCUCCGUUAUAUGCAGAAGUGGAAGCCCAUUAAUUCUGGCAGACUUGAAGAAGGUCUCAGUGUCAAAGGCCCGUGCAAUUGUUGUCAUUGCUGAGGAUGGAAAUGCUGAUCAAAGUGAUGCCCGUGCAUUGAGAACUGUUUUAAGUCUAACUGGAGUUAAAGAAGGUCUGAGAGGACACAUAGUGGUGGAACUUAGUGAUCUUGAUAAUGAGCUUCUUGUUAAACUUGUUGGUGGAGAGCUUGUUGAAACUGUUGUGGCUCAUGAUGUGAUUGGUCGCCUGAUGAUUCAAUGUGCUCGCCAGCCAGGACUUGCUCAGAUUUGGGAAGAUAUCCUUGGUUUUGAAAACUGUGAAUUCUACAUCAAAAGAUGGCCACAAUUGAAUGGCAUGCAAUUUGAGGACGUAUUGAUCAGCUUUCCUGAUGCAAUUCCUUGUGGAAUCAAGGUUGCAUCACGAGGUGGUAAAAUUGUACUGAAUCCUGAGGACUCAUAUGUCCUGCAAGAAGGUGAUGAAGUUCUUGUUAUAGCAGAGGAUGAUGAUACUUACGCACCAGCUGCAUUACCUACGGUAGGAGAAACAUCGUUCAUUCAUAUUGCAAGGCCAACAAGAAAGCCACAGAAGAUUCUACUUUGUGGAUGGAGGAGAGACAUUGACGAUAUGAUUGUGGUGAGUGCUUUUAUUAAAGCUCUAAUUCUUUCUUUUUGGCAUUGGAUGCUGCAGGUUUGGAGGGGAAGUCUUCCCAAAGAUUUUAUUGUUCCAAAAUCUGCUGAAAGAAUCCUGUUGUGUGGUUGGCGGCGAGAUAUGGAGGAUAUGAUUAUGGUAUUGGAUGCAUUUUUAGCUCCGGGUUCAGAGCUUUGGAUGUUCAAUGAUGUUCCUGAGAAUGAAAGGGAAAAGAAACUUGUUGAUGGCGGUCUUGAUAUCAGCCGAUUGGAGAAUAUAUCUUUGGUUGACCGUGAGGGAAAUGCUGUCAUUAGGCGUCAUUUGGAAAGCCUUCCCUUGGAAUCAUUUGAUUCAAUCUUGAUUCUUGCUGAUGAAUCUGUAGAGGAUUCAGCAAUUCAAGCUGAUUCAAGAUCUCUAGCAACCUUGUUGCUAAUACGUGAUAUUCAGGCUAAGCGUAUGCCAGUCAGAGGUGCUAAGACUGUGACAUACAGGGGAAGUGUCUCGCAAGGCUCCUGGAUUGGAGAAAUGCAGCAGGCUUCUGAUAAAUCGGUUAUUAUAAGUGAAAUUCUGGAUCCAAGAACUAAAAAUCUGCUUUCAAUGUCAAAAAUCAGUGACUAUGUAUUGUCAAAUGAACUUGUCAGUAUGGCCUUAGCCAUGGUGGCUGAAGAUCGUCAAAUAAAUGAUGUUUUGGAGGAGCUCUUUGCAGAAGAGGGUAAUGAAUUGCAUAUAAGGCAAGCUGAUCUGUACCUUCGUGAAGGGGAGGAACUGAGUUUCUAUGAAGUACUUUUACGAGCUCGACAGCGAAGAGAGAUCGUGAUUGGUUACCGUUCAGCUCACGCUGAAAGAGCUGUUAUCAACCCUCCAGCCAAGCAUGAGCGACGGAAGUGGUAUCUAGGAGAUGUUUUUGUAGUGAUAGCCGAAAAGGAAUGACAUUCGUAGUGCCAUUUCUAUAUAGUAAUGAUAGGAAACAAAUGGUUGUACCUGCGGGAGAUGAGAUGGGUACGUGCAGUUUGAUUGCACGCGUGGCUGCGAGCCUGC